AUGGGUCAAAUAUCAACUCCUACAAGAUCAUCGCCAAAUGCUGGCUCAAACUCCACUGGGUCAACAAAGAAGCAAUCAUCUUUGAUGGAUUUCUUCAAGCCAAUGGCAUCUAAAGAUAAACUGAAACCAAAACAACAACCACUGCCAUUAUCUUCGUCUCCACUUAAGUCCAAAUCCAAUGAUACUAAACCAUUUUUAUCAAGUGACAAAGAAAAUGACGAUCAUUCAAUUAUGGAUAAUUAUAAGAAUACUACAUUGGCAACAUCCCAACCGGACGGCCCUGGCCAUAAUCAAAUAAAACCACAAUUGGCCUCUUCGCCAGCAGUGUCGAAACAAGUAGAAGUGAAAAAAGAAAGGAAACAACCAUUAAAGGAGAAAACUACAGCUGCAUUAAAUUCGAGUCCAGUUGCUUCAACUCGUCGUGGCAAGAAAAUUAACUAUGCCGAGUCUGAUGACGAAGAAGAAGUUUUCAGCAGUAGAAAAAAGAGAAGAAUUGUUCAAGAUGACAGUGAAGAAGAAGAAGAAGAAGACUUUAAGCCAACUGAUUCAGGUAGUGAUGAUGAUGAUGAUAUGAGUGAUUUUGUUGUUGACGACGACGACAAAGAUGAAGACAUGGGACCGGUACUGGAUGAUGACGACGACGACGAGGUGGUUGCCCCAAAAAACAAAACCAAGAAACCAUUAUCCAAGGAUAAACCCAAGUCAUCAAAGCCCAAUAGUCUGCUGGUUUCAGGUAUUCUUGGCAGAUUUGAUGCUGGUUCUUCUCGUCAAUCUAGUUCUGUGGCCACACCAAAACCUAAAAGAACCCCCAUUUCAACUCUUACACCUCCAAAGAAGUCUUUUGAAAAAGAAAAUGAAGAAAGGUAUCAGUGGUUGGUUGAUAUUAGAGAUGCUGAGAAACGCCCUGCUGAUCAUCCCGACUAUGAUCCAAGAACCUUGUAUAUUCCACAAUCAGCUUGGUCCAAGUUUACUGCUUUUGAAAAGCAAUACUGGCAAAUCAAAUCCAAAAUGUGGAACACUGUUGUUUUUUUCCAAAAGGGGAAAUUCUAUGAGUUGUAUGAGAAUGAUGCUGUUAUUGCCAAUACACAGUUUGAUUUGAAAAUUGCUGGUGGAGGUCGAGCAAAUAUGAAAUUGGCCGGUAUUCCAGAAAUGUCGUUUGAGUAUUGGGCCAAGGAAUUUAUCAGUCAUGGAUAUAAAGUUGCCAAAGUUGAACAAAAGGAAUCUAUGUUGGUCAAACAAAUGAGGGGUGGUGCCACUAAAGAAGAAAAGAUUAUUGAAAGAGAAUUGAAGGGGAUAUUGACUGGAGGAACAUUGACAAAUUUGGAUAUGAUCAGCAACGAUAUGGCUACUUAUUGUUUAAGUAUUAAAGAAGAGGAGAAGGAAGAUGGUACUAAAACUUUUGGUGUGGCUUUUGUAGAUACAGCCACUUCUGAAUUGAAUUUUAUUGAACUAGACGAUGAUGCAGAAUGUACAAAAUUAGAUACAUUAAUCACUCAAAUCAACCCUAAAGAAAUAAUCUGUGAAAAGAGAAACUUGUGUCAAAUUGCUACCAAGAUUCUUAAAUUCUGUGCCCAUAGUGAUCACCAAAUUUGGAAUGCAUUAAAUCCAAUCACAGAAUUUUGGGAUUAUGAUAUUGCUCUUGAGCAGUUGGUUAAGGCCAAAUACUAUGAUGCAGAAAACUUGGAUGAUUACUCAAAAUAUCCAAAAGUUUUAGUUGACUUCAAGGAUAAUCAUCAGGUCACCUUUAACGCCUUUGGUGGAUUGUUAUAUUAUUUGAAAUUGUUGAAAUUGGAUACAAGUAUCAUGAGUCUUGGCAAUAUCCAUGAAUACCACAUUUCUCGCAAUUCAGCUUCCCACAUGAUUUUAGAUGGUAUUACGUUAAACAAUUUGGAAAUUCUCAACAAUACGAGCGAUGGCACUACUAAGGGUACCCUUUUCAAAUUAGUGAAUCGUGCCACUACAUCAUUUGGCAAGAGACAACUACAAAAAUGGGUUUUGCAUCCAUUGUUUAAAGUAGACGAGAUCAAUCAAAGAUAUGAUGCAGUUGACUAUUUGAUGAAUGAUGGAUUAGAAUUGAGGUCUAUUCUCCAGGAUACUUUGGCAAAUAUUCCUGAUUUGGAAAGACUUUUAGCAAGAGUUCAUGGAGGAACAUUGAGAUUUAGAGAUUUCUUAAAAGUCAUUGAAAGUUUUGAAAGCAUUGCUAGUGUCAGUUCCAAGUUGGUUGAUUUCACCAAUGUUGAAAGUGGUAUGCUCUACAAGUACUUGAAAAGUUUCCCUCAUGAAAUGUGUGAAUUAAUUCAACAAUGGGAAGAUGCAUUUGAUAGAGAACAGGCUAAAACAGAUACUAUAGUUCCCUCGCCUGGUACUGAUGAAGAAUUUGAUAAUUCACAAGCAUCUAUGGAAGAUUUGAAAUGUCAAUUGGACAAACUAUUAAAGGAAUACAAGAGAACCUACAAAUCACAAGAAAUUUGUUAUCGUGAUUCAGGGAAAGAAAUCUAUCUUAUCGAAGUCCCAUUCAAGCUUAAAGUACCAAGUGAUUGGAAGCAAAUGGGGUCUACUUCAAAAGUCAAACGAUACUAUUCUCCAGAAGUUGAAACAUUGGCUAAAGAAUUAAGAGGUCAACAGGAGUUACACAAAAUGGUUUGUGAUACUUUGAGGUUAAGAAUGUAUGAGAAAUUUGAUAAGCACUACAAUGUUUGGAUGCAAGUCAUCCAGACAAUUGCCAAUAUCGAUUGUUUAUUGGCAUUAACCAAAGCAUCAGAAACAAUCGGAUAUCCUUCGUGUCGUCCAAAACUAAUUGAGGCUGAUAAAGGUUGCAUAGAUUUCAAAGAGUUGAGACACCCAUGCUUUGUGAGCACUAAAGAAUUUAUCCCUAAUGAUGUACAACUUGGAGGUGACCAACCUCAUUUUGGUCUUCUUACUGGUGCCAAUGCUGCUGGGAAGUCAACAUUGAUGAGAACAACUGCAUUGGCUAUUAUCUUGAGUCAAAUUGGGUGUUACAUUCCAGCUGAACUGGCUGAAUUGACACCAGUGGAUAGAAUAAUGACUAGAUUGGGUGCUAAUGAUAACAUUUUACAAGGCAAAUCGACAUUUUUCGUCGAAUUAUCGGAAACAAAGAAAAUUUUGAGCAAUGCAACACCAAGAUCUUUGGUUAUAUUAGAUGAAUUGGGUAGAGGAGGUUCCAGUAGUGAUGGUUUUGCAAUUGCCGAAUCAGUUUUGCAUCAUUUAGCUACACAUGUUCAAUCAUUAGGAUUUUUCGCUACGCAUUAUGGUACUUUGGGGUUAUCUUUUAAAACUCAUCCACAAAUCAAGCAACAACGAAUGGGAAUUAUUGUUGACAAUGAUUCGCGUAAUAUCACAUUUUUAUACAAAUUGGAAACAGGAACAGCUCCUAAAUCUUUUGGUAUGAAUGUUGCAUCAAUGUGUGGUAUUCCUGAUGAAAUUGUUGAUAAUGCAGAAAUUGCCGCCAAGGCAUAUGAACAAACCUCUAAAUUGAAAAAAAUGGCAGAAGAAAGUAAAGGUGAUGAUAUUAGUUUGGGAUUACAAAGUGAUUUUGUUUGGUUAGCCACUGGCAGAAUUGAUGACUUGAGUAAAGAUAUAUUAAAGUACGAUGAACCAAUUCAAAAGAGUGCUCUUGAAAAUAUCUACAAAAUGAUAGAUAAGUUAUAG
Messenger RNA from Candida dubliniensis CD36, 3669 nucleotides. It is a transcript of the gene MSH6, whose product is annotated as mismatch repair ATPase. The coding region runs from base 1 to 3669 and encodes 1222 amino acids. Gene Ontology annotation, biological process: mismatch repair. Gene Ontology annotation, cellular component: nucleus; MutSalpha complex. The transcript has a single exon. NCBI's taxonomy places the organism in Eukaryota, Fungi, Ascomycota, Pichiomycetes, Serinales, Debaryomycetaceae. Gene Ontology annotation, molecular function: ATP binding; mismatched DNA binding; ATP-dependent DNA damage sensor activity. The record is from RefSeq and is a predicted model, not a curated record.